GAAAACUCAAGUAAUCCUAUCUGAGAAGCUUCAAAUAGUUUAGAAGAAAUGGAAGCAAACCGUAAGCGCAAAGCCUUCAUGAAAGCUAAGAUGGUUGUGGCUAUCUAUAGAGCAGCCAAGCCUUCUUCCAAUACUGUUCAAUAUAGUAGUAAGGUUAAGCCUACCCCAUCUUCUUCUUUCGUGGUGGAUGAAGAUAACUUCUCCAUUCCUGCUCCGAAGCCAAAGUUAUCAGAUGCAAACUCAGAAAGUUUUCAUGAUCACUCCAUUAAUGGCUACAUGAACAAUCUCUAUGGCGCCGGAGGUGACGAAAAUGUUGAUAUGAGGGCUGCAAGCUACAUCUCUUGUGUUCAAGAACGUUUUAGGCAUGAACAUGCUGAUACAGAUUGGAGGAAGUAUCAAGAGACCCACUCCUCCUGAUCAGAUAUCACCUAAGUUAGCUUUAGAACUUCUUUCUCCUGAGAUCAACUACUUGAAUCUAUUAUUGGUUCAAUUUGUGUAGAAUAAGUAGUAUGUUGGGUCUAGUCUACGUUUUUAGGUUCUGUUUUUGCAAGCUCUCUAAGAAAACUGUGUGAAGAAUUCCAAUCAAUGAGAAUUUAAUUUCAUCAUAUUAAUGCUGUUAACUUAGUUCUUUACCAAGUAAA
Molecule: messenger RNA, 641 nt
Organism: Macadamia integrifolia
Lineage: Eukaryota; Viridiplantae; Streptophyta; Magnoliopsida; Proteales; Proteaceae
Exons: 1
Coding region: 49-417 (122 amino acids)
Source: RefSeq, a predicted model, not a curated record